GAGGAGGCUGAGGAACCAGUCCAGGAGAGGGAUGACGGCGGCUUGGACCAGGAUGGCAGCAGGGGAAGUGGAGAGAAGCAGAAACUCCAGCUGUCACCUCGGACGCAUCCGUAACCGAUGCCAAGGCCCUGAGCAGCAGAGGGCCGGCAACAAGCAAGUGUCCCCAGGUGUCCCGCGAGCACUGUGCUCUGUCACUGCAGCCACUGCCGUCACCGGGGAGGAAGCUGCUCGGACACCACUGCCAUGCCAGCCACCAACCAGGGCUGGCCCGAGGACUUCGGCUUCCGGCUGGGCGGCUCGGGUCCCUGCUUCGUCCUGGAGGUGGUCGAAGGGAGCAGCGCACACACCGGGGGUCUGCGGCCCGGGGACCAGAUCCUGGAGGUGGAGGGGCUGGCCGUGGGCGGCCUGAGCCGCGAGCGCCUCGUGCGCCUGGCCCGGCGCUGCCCGCGGGUGCCGCCCAGCCUGGGCGUGCUCCCCGGCUCCGAUGGCGGCCCCGGCGCGGGAUCCGGCUGUGCACCCCUGACCACAGUCUCGCGGGCCCCUCGAUCUGGCCGCGGCCUCUCUCUGGGCCGAGAGCUGCUACGCCUGACCGGCCGCAAACGCCCCGACGCCGUGCACCGAGAGCGCAGGCGCAAAGCCCAGGAGUUCAGCCGCAAGGUGGAUGAAAUCUUGGGGGACCAGCCGAUGACCAAGGAGCGGGUGUUCGCUGCUCUCAAGCAGUUCGCGGCUGAGCAGCGGGUAGAUGAGCUGGUGUGGGCGCUCACCCUGGUGCUGCCCCUCGAGGCCCGUGGGCCCCUCCUGGAGAACCUCAGGAUCUUCAUCCCCAAGAAGCACCGGGCGCGCUUCGACGAGGUCGUGUCUCAGGGUCUGCUGGGCAAGCUAUGCCGCGCCCGGCGGGCUCAGGGCGCGCAGCGGCUGCGCCGGAGCCGCAGCGAGGAGCGGCCGGAGCGCCUCCUGGUGUCCACGCGCGCCAGCGCCGCCCCGCGCCGCCCCGACGAGCCUCCCCAGCGCAAGGCCGCCUCUCUGCUCGGCAGCCGCGCCGGCCCCGGGGGCGCGCGCAGGACGGUCCGAGUCUACAAGGGCAACAAGAGCUUCGGCUUCACGCUUCGCGGCCACGGACCUGUCUGGAUCGAGUCUGUGCUGCCUGGGAGCCCGGCUGACAACGCUUCCCUCAAAUCGGGCGACCGGAUCCUCUUCCUCAACGGACUAGACAUGAGGAACUGCUCCCACGACAAGGUGGUGUCCAUGCUGCAGGGCAGUGGUGCAAUGCCCACGCUGGUGGUGGAGGAGGGGCUCGUCCCGUUCGCCAGUGACUCCGACUCGAUGGAUUCUCCCAACCCGUCAUCGGCGCUCACCUCCCUGCAGUGGGUGGCGGAGAUCCUGCCGUCCAGCAUCCGGGUGCAGGGGAGGACCUUCAGCCAGCAGCUGGAGCACCUGCUCACGCCCCCCGAGCGCUAUGGGGUCUGCCGGGCCCUUGAGAGCUUCUUCCAGCACAGGAACAUCGACACCCUGAUCGUCGAUGUCUACCCGGUGCUGGACACACCCGCCAAGCAGGUCCUCUGGCAGUUCAUCUACCAGCUGCUCACUUACGAGGAGCAGGAGCUCUGCCAGGAGAAAAUCGCAUGCUUUCUGGGCUACACGGCCAUGACAGCAGAGCCAGAGUCCACACUGGACCUGGAGCCCGAGCCCGAGCCGGAGCCGGAACCAGAGCCCGAGCCCCAGCCGCGGAGCUCCCUGAGGGCCUCCUCCGUGUGCCGCCGCAGCCUCCGGUCCCAAGGCCUGGAGGCCAGCCUCAGCUGUGGGCCCAGCGACUGCCCGGAGAUGCCCCUUCCUCUGAUCCCAGGCGAGCGCCAGGCGGGCGACGGCACAUCCCUCCCCGAGACCCCCAACCCCAAGAUGAUGUCGGCUGUCUACGCAGAGCUUGAGUCCCGGCUGAGCAGCAGCUUCAAAGGGAAGAUGGGGACCACCUCCAGAUCCCGUGCCUCCCCACCAGUGCCCAGCACGGCAGGCACGGCAGGGCCCAGGACCCUGUCCAGCGUCUCGUGGCCCAGCGAGCGGCUCCUGCCCUCCCCCUGCUACUACCCGCUGUGCUCAGAGGGCCUGGCCUCCCCCAGCAGCUGUGAGUCCCACCCCUACGCCAGCUUGGACAGCAGCAGGGCGCCCUCCCCACAGCUGGGCCCCGGGCCCCUCCGCUCCAGCAGCACCCCCAGCCCGGACCCCGGCCGCCCGCCCAGCCGCAGGAAGCUCUUCACCUUCGCCCGCCCUGUGCCAAGCCGGGAUACUGACCGCUUCCUGGAUGCACUGAGUGAGCAGCUGGGGCCCCGGGUCACCAUCGUGGAUGAUUUCCUGAGCCCUGAGAAUGACUACGAAGAGAUGAGCUUCCACGACGACCAAGGCAGCUUCGUCACCAAUGAGAGGAGCAGUGCCAGCGAGUGCGUCAGCAGCAGUGAGGAGGGCAGCUCCCUGACCUACUCCUCCAUCUCCGACCACAUCCCCCCGCCCCCAAUCAGCCCCCCGCCACCACCACCCCUGCCCUUCCAUGACCCCAAGCCCAGCUCCCGCACCCCUGAUGGCCCCUGGGGCCCCGCUCCGACGCUGGCCAAGCCCCUCACCCAACUCAGCCACCCAGCCCCUCCACCACCCCCGCCACCCCUGCCCCCCCCUGUGCCCUGUGCGCCCCCCAUGCUGUCCCGGGGCCUGGGCCACCGCCGCAGUGAGACCAGCCACAUGAGCGUCAAGCGCCUGCGGUGGGAGCAGGUGGAGAACUCAGAAGGCACCAUCUGGGGACAGCUCGGGGAAGACUCUGACUAUGAUAAGCUGAGCGACAUGGUGAAGUACCUCGACCUGGAGCUCCACUUUGGCACCCAGAAACCUGCUAAGCCGGUGCCCGGGCCUGAGCCCUUCAGGAAGAAGGAGGUGGUGGAGAUCCUGUCCCACAAGAAGGCCUACAACACCUCCAUCCUGCUGGCGCACCUGAAGCUGAGCCCGGCCGAGCUGCGGCAGGUGCUAAUGAGCAUGGAGCCCCGGCGCCUGGAGCCCGCGCACCUGGCGCAACUGCUGCUCUUCGCGCCCGACGCCGACGAGGAGCAGCGCUACCAGGCCUUCCGCGAGGCGCCAGGCCGCCUCAGCGAGCCCGACCAGUUCGUCCUGCAGAUGCUGUCGGUUCCCGAGUACAAGACCCGCCUGCGCAGCCUCCACUUCCAGGCCACCCUACAGGAGAAGACAGAAGAGAUCCGGGGAAGCCUGGAGUGCUUGCGCCAGGCCUCCCUCGAGCUCAAGAACAGCCGGAAGCUCGCCAAGAUCCUGGAGUUUGUGUUGGCCAUGGGCAACUAUCUCAACGAUGGACAGCCCCAAACCAACAAGACCACGGGCUUCAAGAUCAACUUCCUGACGGAGCUGAACUCCACCAAGACGGUGGAUGGGAAGUCCACCUUCCUGCACAUCCUUGCCAAAUCGCUGAGCCAGCACUUCCCCGAACUCCUGGGCUUUGCUCAGGACCUGCCCACCGUGCCCCUGGCUGCCAAAGUGAACCAACGGGCCCUGACCGGUGACCUGGCUGACCUCCAUGGCACUAUCAGCGAGAUACAGGCCGCCUGCCAGAGCGUGUCCCCCGCCAGCGAGGACAAGUUUGCCGUGGUCAUGGCGUCCUUCCUGGAGACAGCCCAGCCGGUGCUGCGGGCGCUGGACGGGCUGCAGCGGGAGGCCAUGGAUGAGCUGGGCAAGGCGCUGGCUUUCUUCGGUGAAGAUUCCAAAGCCACCACUUCCGAGGCUUUUUUCGGCAUCUUUGCGGAGUUCAUGAGCAAGUUCGAGCGAGCGCUCGGCGACCUGCAGGCUGGGGAGGGCACGCGCGGCUCUGGGAUGGUUUCGCCCCUCUCCUGGUGACGGCGGCGGCCUCGCGUCCUCGGCGGCCCGAGCGCGGAGCGGACGCCGCCGGCGUGGCUCGGAGCGGCCCGGGUACGGGAGUGGGGCCCAGCCACGCGCGCAUCUCCCGCUAGCUCAGCCGUCGAGCUCCGGCCGCCCUCGAAGGUGCGGGGACCCCUUCUCGGGGCCGAGCCCGGGGCUCCGAGGGUUGGGAGCGCGGGGCCGGAGCCGGCACGCCGACUCCCCGGGACG
Balaenoptera acutorostrata (minke whale) is the source of this 4113-nucleotide messenger RNA. RefSeq names its product Grid2 interacting protein (gene GRID2IP). The transcript has 24 exons. NCBI's taxonomy places the organism in Eukaryota, Metazoa, Chordata, Mammalia, Artiodactyla, Balaenopteridae. The record is from RefSeq and is a predicted model, not a curated record. Bases 244 to 3882 code for a protein of 1212 amino acids. Gene Ontology annotation, molecular function: protein binding.